ACGUCGAACUUCAAUCCAAAAUGGGGUAUUAUCCCUAAUAAAAACAUAAUUUAUAAACGAUAAUUUUGCUAAAAUUUCGUAUUAGUUCGAUGACGAGAUAAUUAACCCAUUUUUUGCUUCAUUUGGGUUAAGUCUUACUUUUUUACUCCUUACCCGUCUCAGGUCAAAGUGUCAAACCCCUGCAGGCUGCAAGGGCUUCUGCUCUCUUCCACUCGUCCUCAGCCGGCUGAGCCGUCAGGCCCUCUCCCGUCGACCCAGCUCUUCCCCUCUCCACCGUUUCCUUUCCAGCUUUCUGAUUCUAUUGGGGGAGACGUCCUGGCAACCUGAGCGUAACGACGACAAACUGCCGGAUUCCUCGUGCGGGUAGCGACUGGAUCGCGACUGACAGCGAGCUGAAUCGGAGGCAGGCUGGGCUCUUUUGUGUUGCUUUGCUGGUUUGUGGGUAAAGGUUUAAAUCCUUGAAUUUCUUUCUGUUUCUUUGAAUGGCGAAUUUAAGGAGAUCAUUGUUCUGCUCUCUGAAUUUUUUGCAAAAUUGAGCAAAAACAUCUGCAUUGGUUGUGCACAUCCAUACGAGUCGUUUGAUUUGGCAUAAUUAGGAUCAAUUGCGGGGGUUCACUCAGCGGUUUUGGAAUGGUGUGGUUGGGUUUUGCUAUUAUGGAGAAUGUUCUCAUUGCUAUCAGCUACUAGGGGAUCCAUAAUUAAUCAUGGAGAAUGUUCGCAUUGCUAUCAGCUAGGGGAUAUUGUUGAAGACUGAGGGGUCGUUUGGAUGAUGAAUUCUAAUAGAUCAAUCUGACACAAUUGUCUCGUUUUGAGUCAAUUGUGCUACAUUGAUCCGUUUGGCAGCAGAAAAUUUGGAUGAAGCAAUUUGGGCUGGGGAAUUCUGAAUUGACUCAUUUUGAGCCAAUUACAAUUGUCUGGGGUGGGGGCAGGUAAUCUGAAUUGACUCGUUUUAAAUGACUCGUUUUGUAAAAUGAAACAAUUGGUCAAAUUGUCUCGUUUUACAAUUGAUCCAUCCAAACGACCCCUGAAUGUUUUGGUUGAUAGCCGAUGAUCGUAGCAGAAAGAUCUGGGCCAGGCAUCUUCCGUAGAAAGUUAACUUUCUGAAUGGACUUUAGUAGAGUCUUCAUUGUAGAGACAACCGUGGGCUAGUUCGAGUGUUUGACAUUGUAGGUUCUUCUCUGGUUUAUGUUCAAGGAAGGAAUUUGACAAUUUUUAUUUGUCAGCCUGAGUAGAAUGUUUUUUUUUUUUUUUCAUUCGUUUUGUGAUGUCUCUUUGAGGGGUUUGUUGGCAGAGGGACGUUAUAUUGAGUCCUUGCAAUAUGUUGAAACCAUGUGUUAGUUUUUGAUGCAGUUUAGAGGUCUUCAUGUGGCAAUAUUAGUCUGUCUUUGAUAUUGUAAAUUCUGGUUCAUGUGUUAUACUUCGGAUCAAAGUAUAGAGUUGUUCUCCCUAUAGUUUCCGGGUCGUUGCGAUACCUGCAUUUUGGAUUUCCAUUUCUCUUGCCAUGAUUAAAAUUUACGGGCAGGGGUAAGAACUUUCAAAAACUGAAACUGAGAACGUGCUUAUAUUUUGGCUCUAGAGUGUAAAAACCGGAACUUUCCUGGCGCAGGAUAGACAUUUCCGAAGUGGGAAAACAAGGAGCUUCAAACUAAUUGUACAAAAUGCUUAGAGCAAAUCGGUUCACAAAUCUUGCUCGUUCAGCCAGAGCUUCAUUGUUCUCAUGUGAAGUCCAAGAAGCUCGCGCCCAACACAGUAUCAUUGUCGACCUGAGGAGCCAGCCUCAGCUGUCUUCUGUUCGCUUCCUUGACUUCUAUCAGCUUGGGAACAAAGCAGCUAUUGAGAAAGAGCGUGCCAGGAUUACGGAUGAGAUGAAUAGAGGGUACUUUGCUGAUAUGUCAGAGUUCAAGAAGCAUGGUGGAAAGAUUGCUCAGGCAGAUAAGAUAUUAAUCCCUGCAGAGACUGCAGCUAAGUUUCCAGACUUCGAAGUGAAUUUCUCAGAUGGUAGAGCCUUAAAGCUCCCUACUAGAUUCAGUGGGAAUAUCACUAAGUCUGAUGCUUCUGAUUUUCCGAAUGCAACUCUGCUUUGUCUUUCGUUUAGAGCAAGCUCGCAGGGAAUGAUCGACUCUUGGACUGGGCCAUUCCUUGAGGCAUUUCGUGAUGGCAAAAAUAUUCAGCUCUAUGAGGUGUCAUUCAUAGACUCAUGGCUCCUAUGUCGGAGUCCAAUCAAGCGGCUGCUGCUUCGGACUAUGAAGAAAUCCACAGUUGACGCGAGUCGAGCACUUCAAAAGCAGAUUGCUUAUUCGUUUGGCGACCAUUAUUACUUCCGAAAAGAACUGAAGAUAUUGAACCUUCUCACAGGGUAUAUUUACCUUGUAGACAAAUUUGGCAGGAUUAGAUGGCAGGGAUCCGGCUCAGCCACCGAAGAAGAGAUGUCCUCCCUCCUCUCAUGCACGUCGUUACUCUUACAAGAUUGAAGUUUCCUCUUCACUCACCCACCCCCCGGCAUAGACAGAUUUCCGAGCAAUAAGCUUUCAGAAACCAAACCAACAAUGGUCUUAUAACGGUACAUGUCCAUAAACCCCGAGUUUUUGUUGUUGUUGUUGUUGGAUGAAGGUCGUGACAUGUGUUUAAGGUCGGAUAUGGGUUUGGAUUUCAAAACCGAACCGUCCUUAUAGCUCUCUAUCGUUGCCUACCACCAGACUUUAUCUUAAGAAUCAAUUCUGCUGAUGCUUGUACUUCAUCAGCCGACCAUUCAUUCUCGUCCUUUGCUAUUCAAGGCCUUCUCUAUAUAGAGUGUCCUAUGUAGCAUAUGCAUGAUCCUGCCCUGUUUCUCACAAAUGGUUGCAAGCCUCUGAUACUUCAUUCAUUGUUGCAUGAGUCUGGAGUGUAACUAGUGUUUAUCAUCAUAUAUGGAAGUUCUGUAAUGACAAAGGAAAGGUUCCUAGAGCAAGAGUUGAUGUGAACGAUUUUGAGAACUAUCCGAGAGCAAGAGUGUGCCAAAAAGUCUUCUAUUUAAUGAAAGAUAAAGCCAACUGCCCAACUCAUCGAGGAGUAAAAAGAGGAAAAAAGGCCAAGCUUUUUACAGAAAUGGGUUGUGACGUAAAUGUCCAGCCUGCAAGGAAGUUAGUGAAUGUGGAUGGUGACCUAGUUUCCUAGUUUUGGUACAAAAUGGCGAGCUUGGGUUCCUUAACAACAAAGCAAGGCCAUGUGAUGAUAAAUGUGUCCCUUCGAGUUUAGGGUUUGCUGCUGAUUCUGAUGCCUGAUAUGAUAUCACAUUGGUGAACUUGGAAGUUGUGUUUAGUGACUAACUUGUGCAGAUUUGAUAUCGACAUAGAGAGGAAGUAAACUGAUAUGAUAUCACAAUGGAUCUAGGUGUAGCAUGCAUGUCGUUAUUAUUUUAUUUAUCGGUUUCGGGUUCGUAUUAAAAAAUACGAUUUAAAUACAUCAUCAUGUCUCACAUGUCUACCAAGCAAAUUUUCAGUUACUACUUGCACGUUUUGAGGCAAAGUCUCUAGUUUCUCAAGAUGGUACUAAUGUCACGAGAUGAAUAGAUAAUUGAUGGAUAUACAAAUUGAAGAUGGUAUGCAAAAUAAUUCAUGUUAACAAAAUCAAGUAAGAUAAAAAUAAGUGCAGAAAAGAAGAGGAAGGUGGGGAAUGUAAAUAAAUUAUCUUCUGGCUUUUCAAAAAGUGGGAAAUGCCAAGAAAAGAAAAGCAAAUUGGUACAUUGGGUAGUGCAAAAGAGAUGGAUUUUGUGCUUGGUGACGAAGUUGGAGGAUCUUUUUUGGCCAAUCUUUUGUUCUUCCCAACUCCUUUGGCUGUGAGCCACGGUGGUGCACACUAGUGCUUGUGGCCGGGGCAAGAAUUGCGAAAUUGUAUCGGAGAUUAUAUCGAAAACAUUAGCGGUAUCAAUCAACACUAAAAUUCGUCUAUCAAUAGAAUAAGUGGAACGGCUGAUACAAUAUGCUUUCACAAAAGUAAAAUGACCUAAUUGUA
Messenger RNA from Linum trigynum, 3990 nucleotides. Lineage: Eukaryota; Viridiplantae; Streptophyta; Magnoliopsida; Malpighiales; Linaceae. The record is from the annotation of a GenBank genome assembly.